AUGACUUCUGUCCUCAUAACCGGUGCCACUGGCAAACAAGGAGGUUCUCUAAUCAACAAUCUCAAAAAUACCUCAUUCAAAAUCUUCGCCGUGACGAGAGACAUCAAUUCCACCUCGGCGAGGAACCUAGCCCAGAAAUCCCCCAAUAUCACACUCAUCCAAGGAAACCUCAACGACCCAGCUGCCAUUUUCCAGAAUGUCAAGCGGGAAACCUCGGAGCCCGUCUGGGGCGUAUUCAGUGUCCAAGCCGCCAACCCCCGCAACGACGACGAAAGACGCCAAGGAAUAGCCCUAAUCGACGAAUCGCUCAAACAGCGCGUCAAAUUCUUCGUCUACAGCUCCGUCGACAGAGGCGGCCCCCAAUCCGACACCAACCCAACGACCGUACCACACUUCAUCUACAAACACGAAAUCGAAAAGCACCUCAAAGAAAAAGCCAAAGGCACCGAGAUGAACUGGACGAUUCUCCGACCCGUAGCCUUCUACGAGAACUUCACAAACGACUACUUCGGCCGGGUCUUCGCGACGGCAUGGCAGAUGGCGUUGAAUGGCAAACCGCUGCAGCUCGUUGCGACGAGCGAUAUCGGGUUCUUCGGUGCAGCGGCUUUCACGAAUCCCGAAGCGUCGAAGAACCAUGCGCUUUCGCUUGCGGGUGAUGAGUUGACGUUUGAGGAGAUGAGGGGGAUUUUUGAGAGGGAGACGGGGAGGAAGGUUCCUACUACUUUUCGGUUGCCGGUUUGGUUGAUGAUGGCUGCUGUUAAGGAGCUUGGGGUUAUGUUUCGCUGGUUUCAUGAUGAGGGUUAUCGGGCUGAUAUUGGGACUUUGAGGAGGUUGAAUCCUGGAUUGAAGGAUUUUGGGACUUGGUUGAGGACUGAGAAGGAGGUCUCUCAGCUUCGGUCGACGCAUGCGUCACCUCGCGACUCGGAUAUUAAUCCUGUAUCGGAGGGGGAUGACCCUUCGAGCCUAGCAAAAAAGACAGAGCUGCUUGUUAUUAAAGAGGGUAAAAGUCGGUAUGUUGGCGACGAAGCUUCCGUGGCCCUUGGGGAAAAGAUAUCUGAGCUUCGGGACAUUAUCGAAAGUGAUUCAGAUGAAGAAGACUGCUCGCCGUACGCAAAUUCGACUUCCAAUAUUCUGCCUCAGGGUGAGCUUUUUGGAGGCGAGUCCUACGAUGGCUGGUCUCUUGAGUUCUUCCGCCUUCAUUAUUUCCAAGCGGCAAGGAUUGAAGGGAUAUGGCGUGUGUAUCAAGAGAAUGUGGCACCGAUGAUUAGCAUAAUUCACAAGGAUACUAUCGCUCAGAUUGUCCAAAAUUGCAGCGCGGGCAUCUCUCUAACUACGUCAGAUGAGGCAUUGCUGUUUGCCGUUUAUUAUGCCGCUGUGGCGAGCAUGAGAUCUGAUAUUUGCCAUCCAAUACUCGACGUCGAACAUGAGAUUGCUAUCCAGGACUGCAAAAGAGCAGUGAGCCAAGGUCUUCGCCGCGCCAAUUUCAUACGGUGUCAAAAUAUUUCCGUUCUGCAAGCUGCCGUGCUGUUCUUGCUUUGCUAUCGUGUUGGCGGUGAUACAUGUCUUGUAUGGGCCGAGUCAGCGGUUGUCAUUCGGGUUGCGCAGGCACAGGGUAUUCACCGUGAUGGAAAGAACUUUUCCUUGCCGCCCUUUGAAACGGAGAUCCGUCGUCGGCUAUGGUGGCAUAUUUGCCUAUUAGAUAUGUUAUCUUCAGGAGACCAAGGUGUUGAUACACAGAUCAGACCUGAGAUGUUCGACACCCAAUUUCCGGCCAAUAUCGACGACGACGAUCUUAUUUUGAACAUGCCAAACUCGCCAAAAUCGAAGUCUGGUUUCACUGAUAGCACACUUUGCAUCAUGAAUUCUCAGAUCAUGACCAGAUUAUACUGGCAGUUUCAUGGAACCUCCAAGAUGUCUACACAAGACCGAGAGACCCUCGUUACCAAUCUCGGCAAAGAUCUCCACAAAAAAUAUCUGGAUCAUUUCAACCUCGAUAUCCCAAUCCACUGGGCAUCAGCAACAAUAGUCCGACUUCAACUUUCAAAAUCAUGGCUAGCAGUCCAUUUCAUGUCCUCACCAAGUCCCAAUUCACCCGGCACAAUCCCCAGCCAUGAUGAUCGAGUUUUCGAAAUGGCAGUCGAAAUAGUGCAAUUCGCCUACCUUCUCCAAACAAACGAAGCCACACUCCAAUGGAGCUGGCUCUGUCAAAGCUACAAGGAAUGGCACGUUGUCGCUUUUAUCUUGUCAGAACUGUGUCUCCGCCCACUGAAUGCAGAAACUGACCAUGCGUGGGACAUCGUCAGUAAGAUGUAUGGAUUGUGGCAGCGUGGCGUUCCGCACACCGACGCCGUUCUUCAGAAGCCGCUGGCUCGGCUCAUGCAGCGUACGGCCGCGUCGAGAGAAUCCAAGCUUGUUCGAGAUCAUUCCGAGAUACCUGUUUCGCUGAACAUGCCUUAUUCGGCUACUUUGGGACUUGAAGAGGAUGUUGAUCUUGAGUUGGAUGCUUUUCCCGAACAGCUUUCCAGCUUGAAUUGGUUUUCUGGACCUUUUUUCUAA
Molecule: messenger RNA, 2556 nt
Organism: Penicillium nucicola
Lineage: Eukaryota; Fungi; Ascomycota; Eurotiomycetes; Eurotiales; Aspergillaceae
Exons: 4
Coding region: 1-2556 (851 amino acids)
Biological process (GO): DNA-templated transcription
Molecular function (GO): DNA binding; zinc ion binding
Source: RefSeq, a predicted model, not a curated record